AUGACUAUUUUUUCUAAUCUCCUGGGCUGUUUGAAGAAGAAGAAGGUGCAACAUCAUACCCACAAUAACGUAGCACUAGAACAAGAACAACGUCAAAAUACGUAUGCCUUUUACAAACACAUAGAGAAGCAGAAUCAACUCAACACUAACUUCUUGAGUUUCCAACCUCAUGUUACUGAGUACCUAAGAGACUCUAUGGUUGAUUGGUUGACGUCCCUCCAUUUUUCUCUCCCUCUUACACAACCGACUCUCUUUCUCGCCGUCAAUAUUUUCGAUCGUUUUCUCUCCGUUGAGCUUGUGUUGUCUGAACAUGACUUGAAAAUGGUGGCUAUUGUUGCAUUAGUCAUUGCCUCUAAGUUUGAGGAGAGACGGUUUCCUUAUGCUCUUACCUUAAUGGAGAAUGGGGUCGGUAGUAAUUACAGUCAACAACAGAUAAUUGCUAUGGAAAAAAAUAUUCUUCAAAAAUUGGGGUGGAAGUUAUUUGUUCCAACCAUCCAUUUCUUCUUGGUUGAAAUUUUAGAUUCUUGCGGGUAUUUUGAUCGAGAAUUCAAGAAUAUGGCAUUCUUUUUUGGUGAAGUGGCCCUUAGCGAUUACCAUGCUACUAUCAGUUACUCUCCAUCCACACUUGCUGACUCUGCCAUUUAUGCUGCAAUGUGCGUGCUAAAGAAAAGCCAGGGUUCCAAGAGGAGAUUUCUUAACACCAAUCCAUCUCAUUCGAAAAAAGAAGUCAUCUUCUGUGCUGAAAUGCUUCAACGGCUGGCGAAUAUGGCACCUAAUGGGAAACUAAUGAGAACGGUUUCUAAAAAGGCAGGAACAUUUGUAGGCUCUCCUGAAAUUUGGGCGUUCUCAUUAGUUGAUUGUUCCCCAGCCGAUCUUGGUUUGAACUUAUAUAGCUUGAAUCAUCCUUGCUCCGCAUCUUUGAUUUCAAGGACUUGGAUCUCGAGUCCAGCGAGUGGCUCAGAGGACAAUGAACAUCAUGUGCAUCUAGAUUCUCAGUGUGAGACCACAAAUAAGGCAAUGACUCUACCAGUUGCCCAACUUCGUUACCAGAAACCUUAUGACUUCUAG
This is a messenger RNA of Quercus lobata, 1068 nucleotides long. Its product is annotated as G2/mitotic-specific cyclin S13-7-like. NCBI's taxonomy places the organism in Eukaryota, Viridiplantae, Streptophyta, Magnoliopsida, Fagales, Fagaceae. The coding region runs from base 1 to 1068 and encodes 355 amino acids. The record is from RefSeq and is a predicted model, not a curated record. The transcript is spliced from 2 exons.